Molecule: messenger RNA, 3556 nt
Organism: Dacryopinax primogenitus
Lineage: Eukaryota; Fungi; Basidiomycota; Dacrymycetes; Dacrymycetales; Dacrymycetaceae
Exons: 1
Source: RefSeq, a predicted model, not a curated record
CUUGAAAAGUGCAUAUACCUCGAAUGCAGAGAUGACAACGACCAACUCACACCUUAAUCAACCACCACGAAUACAACAGGCAGCGACUAUGCACGAAGAAGACGAUAUCAUCGACAUCGAGGGCGACAUAUGUCCGGUGUGCGAGUUCGAGUGCACAUGCAGAGCAGCCUCCUCAAGUAGAGUAACAACGACAACUUCGACCGUAUCUGUCAGUGCGAGGACACUACCGCACACGUACCCGGCACCGUUCAACACCGUCGUCGCACCCGGCCACGUGCCAAGCGGGACAUUCGGCGUAUUCGCUCUCAACUCCGGUCCAACAGCGAGCAUCUUCCCAGCACCGUCACCCAUCAUAUCGCAGAACAAAAAGUCAAAAUCUACUAUCACCACUACCAAAAAGGCAACCGCGGCCGUCAUUGUGAAGAAGGAAGAUGAGGAGAAGAAACUGGGGGUAAAGAUAAAGGUCAAGCCGCUCUCUUCGGUCAACGUUGGGACCUCGCUUGCUGCACUCCCGCCGAGAAAAAGAGGACGACCGAGCAAGGUAGACCUCGCAAAACGACAGGCGGAGGAGGCAAGGCUUGCCGCCGUGGCCGCUUCUGUCAUGGCUGAACCGGACGACGCAGAGAGCACCAGCACGCUUACCGACCUUGAUGAUGAUGAGCAAGGUCGUGCGACACCGCGUCAAAGAGAACGUAGAGACAGCGGCGAGUUCCCCACGUUCAUAUCUGCAUUCACGACAUCCUCUGCUGCGUCCGAUACGGGCGAAGAGGAGGACAGCGAGGACAGCUUGGAUCUUGACUCAGGAGACGACACUGAACUAGAGGAGGAGGAGGAGCGCGCCAUCGUUAGAGAACAUGAGGCAUUGGAGGGUGGAAAGGGAAGCGGGACAGACGCGGAGCAGAGGCGGAGAAGAUGGGCAUGGCAGAAGGAGAGGAGGGAGAGAGAGCGGCGUGUCGAGCAGGGCGAGGAAGAUGGUGCGUCCGAAAACGACAUCGGCCACCGCCGCACUGGAAGGGAAGAGGAGCAAGAAGAGGAACAAGAAGAGGAGGAUCCAGAGCUAGACGAUGCGCACACUAGCUUGGAGCUCACACCUCCCGACGCGCUUGCACCUGUGCCGGACCGGAUCCGCACGCAAGAGCAGGAGCCAUACUGGACUGAGAGCGAGGACGACGAGGAAGACCGAUUCUUUGGUCACUUAUCAGACUUCUCCGACUUUCCGUCCGACUUUUACCAGCGGAAACGAGCGCGCGGGGAUGCUAGGGGAGAGGACACGGAAUCGGACGACGAUGAUCUGAGUGACGGGUCGAUCUUGAGCAGUGUCAGCCUCGCAGAGGCGGCACAGAGCGGGUUAUAUGACUACGCUGCUUCUGCCGGGCCCUUCCUACGCGCAAAACGAAAAGAGAAGCGUCGGUCCUGGUCCAAGUUGGACUCUCCUGGCACCAUGCCGCAUUCCCGGCCCCAGUCACGCACUCAUCUUAACGGUAAUAACGUUGGCAACAACCGCAGCUCGCGUUCUUCCCCUCGUACCCAUUCUAGACAAAAGUCACACGCCUUCUCUUACGACGAGAAACGCCACAAGCGGUCAAAACGCAGGGAAAAGCGGCCCAAGAUGGUCCUUGUCGAGGACGGAGAAGGCCGGUUGGUGUUUGGCGAAGAGUGGGAGCACGACAGCUGGUUGGGAUCCGGGAGCAGUGGAGAUGGGGAAGAGAUGAUGGAGCUGUUCCCUUCGGAGGACGAGCAGACCGGCAAACCCGUCGAAGCUGGUGAUCAAGAAGAUGGCGAAGGGAGGGAUGCGACUGAGCCUGAGCCGGAAAGGCUCGCUUUCGUCCCCAUGUCCCAGCCGGACGAGCUCCUUGCUCCUCUUCCUCCCCUGCCUCCGCGUGCAACACUCACCUCGGAGCUGGACGACGCUAUCGAUAUGGAUUCACCUGAAUCGAGCGAGUGGACCGGAGAGGGGGAGACGACGGACGAGGAGGACGUGCCUGGUUUGAGGCAAGAAGAGGCAGAGGCGAUGUUCGAGCUUGGGCUGGUAAGGACGCGCUCGGGCGAGCGGCUCCCCGAAGUGCAGCCGGAGAACAUACUGGGCUUGGGAGUGGACCCGGCUGUGCAAGCCAUGCUCCCCCCACCGACACUCGCGAGCGUCAUCGCCUCUGCCGCCGCUGCCGUAUCAGUCCCUCCCGCACCGAUGGGCGCACCAGCAGUCUCCUUCCAGCCCAUCCAAACCCCGCAAAAAAUCGCUCGCCCCGUUCGCCCACUCCCAGCUCCCCGCACCCCCGGACCCGGACCACCCAAGCUCCCUCGCGCGUACCCCGUUCCUUCCCUAUCGACCUGGACCCCCCCGGUCCAGAGCGUGCGAAGCAUGGUCUUUGUCGUGGAUGGGAAGGAUGCGAGUGGGAUAUCGCCUUUUGCCAAGAUACGUAGAGGGACGGAGCUUGAUUGCUGGGGUACGAAACGGAGAAGAGAGAGUAGCAGCAGGAGCGAAGCGAGCUGGUACUAUUCUUCUUCGUCUAAACGGCAGCGGACGGGGUAUGACGACGAGCGCGAGCACGAGCGAGACGACGGAGAUCAAGACCCUUCUGCCGGCUCCUCCCUCGGCGAGCCUGCUCCUCAGGCAUCACCCGAGCCUCACGCGCUAGAUCUUGCAGACCUGCUCGACACCUCCUACUUCCUCUACGAUGAGAGCAUCGCCUCCUCCGAAGCGGAGGGUGAGUCUCGUGACCCCGAUCGAGAGCGAGACGGGAAGGAGAAAGAGAAAGAGAAAGAUCAAGACCGCCUAGGAGAAGACGGGGAGAUGGACAUCGACACACAGAUAAUGCGCCACCUAACCCGGCUCGACUCUGUCCCCCUCGGUCAAUGGUUCCGCCGCGCCCGCGCGCAAGGCGCAGAAGCGGGUAUGGACGUAAGCCUCUCCGUCGCCGCUUUCGCAGUAGAUCAUGAAGGUGACGACACGCUUCUCGCCCCUGACCUGGUGGGGAGGAUGGUCGUCCUCUCCCCAGUGAUAUUCCCUUCCCGCCAGGCGGUGCCGGAACGCAGUCCGAGCCCGGUGAUGCUCGACUCUGAGUACCCGGGCUCGGCGCCGACUUCGCAUGCUAUGCGCCCGCUGAGCAGUAUAUCGUUGCGUGCGGCGCUGAGCGCGAAUAAAAAUCGGGAGGUCAAGAGUCAUAAGGAACGGAGGAGGGAGAAGAAGAUGUGGAAGAAGGGGAAGGGGGGGAUUGAUGUUACCCCUAGGGUGAGGAGGGGGAGGACGUUCUGAGCUCGGGCGUCGAUGUUGACGUUGACGUUCCUUGCUGGACAAAAGGACAUCACUCGCUGGACACGGGGCAUGGUGUACAGCAAGUGAUGGACCAAGUUCUGCAACCCAUUUCUCAUAUCUCAUAUCUCAUUGCUUCAUUGCCUCAUUUGAUUGUUCGUCGAUUUCCAUGUCUAGUACGCACCGUACGCACCGUACGCCCGUACCCCCCAACCCGGCUACAGCCCAUCCACACUGCUGCACCACUGCACCACUGCACUCCCCCACUCUCACAAUUCCUGACCAGAAUCGCCGAUUCCUCGUUCC